This is a messenger RNA of Petromyzon marinus (sea lamprey), 838 nucleotides long. RefSeq lists its product as uncharacterized. The record is from RefSeq and is a predicted model, not a curated record. Lineage: Eukaryota; Metazoa; Chordata; Hyperoartia; Petromyzontiformes; Petromyzontidae.
CACACACUCUCACACACACACACACACGCUCCCAUACUCUCUCACACACAUACACGCUCCCACACUCUCCGACACUACCUCGAAAACACUGACACGCUAUCUCGCAACGCUCACCCACACGGCUCAUUCCCUUCAUUGACGCCGAGCGGAGGGAUAAGGAGGGUGAGGUUGCUUCAGAGGGAGAAGAUCCGCCAUGCUAUCUCAGCGCACGUGGCUCGUCUGCCUGCUGCUGCUGCUGCCUCUGCUGCUUCUGCUGCUGCUGAGCCCAGGCAUGGAGGUGGACCCUCCGUUGGCCUCGCUCCCCGUUACAAUGCCACCGCCGCUCGUAGCGUCGGGCGUUUGGAGGCUGCAUUCUCUGCUCACGGCGAUUUGGCGCUGGGGAAGCUCCACGGCGUGGCUGUCAUGGCUCAGCGUGACAAUUCAGGACUUCCACCUGUGGCUGACCGUGUCUCAGUGCGCAUCCUGCACCAGGUCAUGCAACGUCAUCGUCUUUGUGACGUCACUCGCCGGGAUUUCCCUUGGAUUGCUCGCCUGCUGCCUCUACUUCCUCCAGAGACGGACGGUGCCAGAUCCCAUGGUGCUCAUGCAGGAGCGCCACUUCUUCCACCACGGCGGGCACGGCGACGGAAUCUUCGUCUUCCUCGACGAGGAGGAGCAGGGGGAGCAAGAGGAGCGUGGUGGUGGCAUGGUCGUCCACCCCGACCGCGACUUUGGCGACUUGGUGCGCUUCCAGCAGAACGCCGGCGACCUGCGCUGGAUGGAACCCUUCCCGUGGGACGAGGACGACGAGGAGCUGAUCCUGCUCUGGGAUGACUGAGGGCGGCCCCGCGGAUUAAUA